AUGAGCCUCAAUUUGAACGGGUUUCCCAAUAAGGAGCUCCUGUCCGACCAUGCCGUAUUUGAAAGACUGGAGAAUCUUGUAGAGCCACUUGUUGCUUCGCUGGAGAGUCGCUCGCUUGUGCCACCUUCUACGUCAUCACCACUGACGGCGCAGCAACUCGCCCACUUUGUGUACCAACUGGACACGUUUCAAGAACGCACGCUGGGUUUUGGCGCUAAACGGCCUGCGAAUCCUGAAGCAGCGGACGUUCAUGCACGCCACCCACCGCGGUUGCCUGCGCAUACACUGCAAACGUACAAGUCGUAUACCGACUUCUCGCCUCUCACGACAGACGCGCCAUUGUAUGCCGUGCUUGUAUCAUGUUUCACGUUCUUGGCAGAGCGCAAGCAAACGUCAUGGGACUUCGAAGACGAGUCUAACCGCACGCUCUACAUUGAAAUGAUUGCGCGUGUGCGUAUGGAUCUACGUACCAAAGGUGUCUUGCCCACCUUCCGUAUUGCUGCCGCGGCGGAUGUGACGCAGGCUGAAAAGGCGCACCUGCAGUCCCUGGCGACGCAGAUGGAGUGUGAGUGGACAGACGAUACAGAGAAGGCUACGCAUGUGCUUUAUCCAUCACCUGCUGAUGCUGCCGGCGAGCCUGUGGAUGGUGCCAAACCACCGGAGUCUGAGUAUUUCCGCACGUUGGCACACCACAACAAGAAGGUGCUGAUCCAUGUUUGGUACCGCCCUGAUUCGUACGAUACAUGGCUGCCAGAUCGCGACUUUUCUGAGCAGGAACUGGAGCCAGAGCCUGCGCCACGGACGACAGCCUGGCAUAUCGGCACACGCUGGCUGCGUGAUACCAGCUUGUACAAUGAGCUGAUGAACGAAGAGGACUAUGAGCUGGAAGACGAAUCGGACGACGCGAAUGCCGGUCCUGCGGCAGCCACGGAAGCCGAGGCACGUCGGACGAAGAAGCACAAUUUGCCCGAGUCCAUUAGCGACGAUUCAGCCUCGAAGCGAAUCAAGCUGCUGGUCGGCAGUAAGCCGGUGGGUGCCCAGAGCAUUGAUUUGUCUGGCACCCAGCCGAUCCCCGGUAAGAAGUACGAAAGCGAGCCUAUUGCUGGCGGGACCAUGGGCAACUUGCCUAGCAUCGAUGCGGGUCAGGCAGCUACAGACGGCACCGAUCUGCCUGUGCGUGCUGCCACCGCGGCUGACACAUCGGUCUCGGAGGCGGCUGAACAAGAAGAUGCUAUGCAGACGGCGCGCAAAUACCUCGCUGAGCAGACGCAAGAGGUGAUCAUUCCCUCGUACUCAACAUGGUUCGAUAUGUCGACCAUCAAUGCGAUUGAGAAGCGCUCCCUUCCUGAAUUCUUCAACAACAAGAACCGCAGUAAGACCCCGACUGUGUACAAAGAAUACCGCGACUUUAUGAUCAAUACCUACCGUCUGAAUCCCAGUGAAUACUUGACCUUCACAGCCUGCCGCCGAAACUUGGCGGGUGAUGUGUGUGCGAUUAUGCGUGUGCACGCCUUCUUGGAGCAAUGGGGUCUGAUCAACUACCAGAUCGACCCGGAAACGCGGCCGGCCGCGUUGGGCCCGCCGUUCACGGGCCAUUUCCGUGUGAUGAUCGAUACGCCGCGGGGCAUUGCGCCCCUGCACCCUGGCACGCGGCCGGAUGGACCGACGCCCAAGGCAGAGACCUCUACUACCAGCACGGUCCCCAGCGAUGGCGUCUCGUUGGAAAUGCGGCGGUCUAUCUUCCAGUCCACCCUUAAAGGCUCGCGACCUGUGGACCACGCACAAGCGGAAUCCCUGGCAGCGGAAGCGGCCAAGGAGCUGGAUGCCAAGCCCAAAGCCGAGUCUUCGUAUGCCUGUGAUACGUGUGGCGUAGACUGCUCAUCGUCACGCUACCAGAGCAUCCGUGUGAAAGACUUUGCACUGUGCCCGCCGUGUUACUUGGAAGGCCGCUUUCCUUCGUCGAUGUACUCGGGCGACUUUGUGCGCCUCGACGAGUCGGCGUUUAAGCAUGCAGGACAGGCGGGCGGUGCUGGCCAGAAAGACGACUGGACCGAUGAGGAGACGCUAAAGCUCUUGGAGGGGCUGGAGAUGUACGAAGAGGACUGGGGCCUCAUUUCACUGCAUGUCGGUACGCGCUCGCGUGAACAGUGCAUUACCAAGUUUAUUCAGCUCCCGAUUCAAGAUGCCUACCUGGACGGCACAGCACAGAAGGAUCUUGGGGCGCUGCAGUACGCGCCGCGGGAUCCUGUGAGUGGCAAGGCUGUGCCCCUUGUGCCCUUUGCACAGGCGGAAAAUCCGGUCAUGAGCAUCGUGGCUCUGCUGGCCAGUGCGGUCAGCCCUGCUGUGGCGUCGGCUGCAGCGCAGAGCGCGCUGGGCACGCUGACGGACAGCAUCAAGUCGAAGAUCAAGGCCGCUGCGGCCUCCUCGGAGGCCGACGCCGAGCCAUCGUCUACCGCUGACCAGCCGACCACGGCGAUGGAGGUGGAGGCGCCUGUGAAGACGGAUGCCACCGACGAGGCUGCAUCGGCGCCGACCGCCCAGGCGGAGGACAGUGUGCCGCGCACGGAGGUGGAAAAGGCCGCAUCCAUCGCGCUAGGCUCCGCUGCGGCCAAGGCGUACGUGCUCGCGAGCCAUGAAGAGCGUGAAUGCCAGCGCCUGGUACAGCAUGUUAUUGAGCUGCAGCUGAAGAAGAUGCAGCUGAAGAUGUCGCAAUUUGAGGAGCUUGAGUCGUUGCUGGAAGCCGAGCGCCGUUCCAUCGAGGCGGGACGGAAGCAGCUGUACGCGGAUCGUCUGGCUGUCCAACGGCAACUGGCGGCUGUGAACGAGCUUCUUCGGAAGGCAAGUACAGCGCCUCAGACAGUACGACAGGACGAUCUUGUGCAUGCCAGCAGCGCCGUGAAUGGUGUCCCGCAGCAAGGUCCGGUCGUUCGUGAGGCACAGGCUGAGCCGCCCAAGGAUAGCGCUGUAGCUCGUGUAGACUAA
Malassezia pachydermatis is the source of this 2982-nucleotide messenger RNA. RefSeq names its product swi snf complex protein. The record is from RefSeq and is a predicted model, not a curated record. NCBI's taxonomy places the organism in Eukaryota, Fungi, Basidiomycota, Malasseziomycetes, Malasseziales, Malasseziaceae. Gene Ontology annotation, molecular function: DNA binding; zinc ion binding; histone binding. The transcript has a single exon. Bases 1 to 2982 code for a protein of 993 amino acids. Gene Ontology annotation, biological process: positive regulation of DNA-templated transcription. Gene Ontology annotation, cellular component: SWI/SNF complex.